AUGAUAUUAAAUAUUUUAUCCAAGUUCCGACAGCCACGGGCACUAGUGUCAUCAUUAAAUAAAUUCACACCAGCAUCAGGUGUUACAGUCAAUGGCCGAAAUCGUCAAUUCUCUGCUGUCAGUUCGCCUAACACAUUGGAUUUUCAAAAUGAAAAGUUACAACAGCUUUUGGAAUCACUACGUAUCGAGUUUUAUGAUUUGCGAGUUAAUUCAUCCGGAGGACAAAAGGAAUAUCAGAGAAUGAAUCAAUUGUCGGAUAUCGUAAAGAUGCUGGAACAACAUAGAGCACUACAAGGCAACAUGACUUCAAAGGAGGAAAUCGAAGCAGAAAAGGAUAGUGAUAUGCGUCAAUUGAUCGAAGAAGAGAAUCAAGUGUACGCCGACCUAAUGAAGAAAACUGAAGAGAACCUUUUGAGUAAAAUGUUAUUAUUAGCUGACAGUGAGUAUUACCCGUCAUUGAUUUUUGAAGUCAACGCUGGAGCCGGCGGUCAGGAAGCAAUGCUUUUCGCCAGAGAAUUAUACGACAUGUACAUUAAUUACUUCGAUAAUAAUGGUUGGGACUAUGAUGUAUUGGCGGAGGAUAUUACAGAUAUUGGCGGUUUGCGACAUGCCAAUGUCAUAGUCAACGACGAUCAAGCUUACCAGACAAUUUGUUAUGAAGCUGGAGUACAUCGCGUUCAACGGGUACCAGCUACUGAAAAAUCGGGACGCAUCCAUACAAGUACGGCAUCAAUAGCCGUCAUUCCAAGGCCAGCUGACAUCAAUGUAGUUAUUGCAGAAAAAGACUUAAAAAUUGAAACGAAAAGAGCAAGCGGUGCUGGUGGUCAACACGUAAAUACCACGGAUUCAGCAGUUCGAAUUGUACACUUGCCUUCAGGAAUUGCCGUUGAAAGCCAGUCGGAACGAUCACAAAUAAAAAAUAAAGAAAUUGCUCUGAAACGACUUAAAGCCAAAUUGGAACAAAUACAAUUGGAAUCUGCCUUGGCUUCCACGAGAGCAACACGGAGAGCACAACAAGGCAAUUUGGAUAGGAAUGAAAAAAUUCGUACAUAUAAUUUUGUGCAAGAUCGUAUCACCGAUCAUCGUAUACAAGGUGGAACUGUACACAAUCUGAAGGAGUAUCUUCAAGGCGGGGAACAUUUGAAUAAUCUAAUGCAAAGAGUGGCUAUGGAAUGUCGCAAGAAAAAACUAGCAGAAAUGGUUGAAAAUUGGAAAAUGCCUGAAACAAAAUAA
Messenger RNA from Musca vetustissima, 1233 nucleotides. RefSeq names its product peptide chain release factor 1-like, mitochondrial (gene mRF1). The transcript has a single exon. Lineage: Eukaryota; Metazoa; Arthropoda; Insecta; Diptera; Muscidae. Gene Ontology annotation, molecular function: translation release factor activity. The coding region runs from base 1 to 1233 and encodes 410 amino acids. The record is from RefSeq and is a predicted model, not a curated record. Gene Ontology annotation, biological process: translational termination.